This is a messenger RNA of Arabidopsis lyrata subsp. lyrata, 1017 nucleotides long. Its product is annotated as elongation factor 1-beta 1. Lineage: Eukaryota; Viridiplantae; Streptophyta; Magnoliopsida; Brassicales; Brassicaceae. The transcript has 6 exons. The record is from RefSeq and is a predicted model, not a curated record. The coding region runs from base 53 to 748 and encodes 231 amino acids. Gene Ontology annotation, biological process: translational elongation. Gene Ontology annotation, cellular component: cytosol; eukaryotic translation elongation factor 1 complex. Gene Ontology annotation, molecular function: translation elongation factor activity; guanyl-nucleotide exchange factor activity.
UAUUUUAGAGUAAGCUCGUUCUUCUUUCUAUAGAACCAUAACUUGAGCAUCAAUGGCGGUUACAUUUUCUGAUCUGCACACAGAGCAAGGUCUCAAAACCCUCGAGGAACAUCUCGCCGGAAAAACCUACAUCUCCGGCGAUCAGCUUUCAUUAGAUGAUGUGAAGGUUUACGCUGCCGUAUUGGAGAAGCCAGGCGAUGGCUUCCCCAAUGCUAGCAAGUGGUACGAUUCCGUUGCUUCUCACCUCGCUAAAAGUUUUCCCGGGAAAGCCGUCGGAGUGAGAGUUGGUAGUGGUGUUGCUCCAUCUGAAGCUCCGCAGACUGAGGCACCUGCUGCUGCUGGAGCUGACGGUGAUGUUGAUGAUGAUGAUGAUGAUGAUAUUGAUCUUUUUGCUGAUGAGACUGAAGAUGAGAAAAAAGCUGCUGAGGAGAGAGAAGCUGCUAAGAAGGAUACUAAGAAGACUAAAGAGAGUGGAAAAUCUUCUGUGCUACUCGACGUAAAGCCAUGGGAUGAUGAAACCGAUAUGAAGAAGUUGGAAGAAGCUGUUCGUAGUGUUCAGAUGCCGGGUCUUACAUGGGGAGCUUCGAAAUUGGUACCGGUUGGUUACGGGAUAAAGAAACUCACAAUCAUGAUGACAAUCGUUGAUGACCUUGUGUCUGUAGACAACCUCAUAGAAGACCAUCUCACCUCAGAGCCUAACAACGAGUACAUCCAAAGUGUCGACAUUGUCGCUUUUAACAAGAUUUAGAGACUCCAAAACCCGUUCCACAUGAAAAAGAUGUUGAGUUUCAGUUUUGGUGUCAGUCUUGUUGUGUUUCUAAUAUGGUUUGAUAUGACGCUAAAGUCUCUUCUUCUAAGUUCCAAGACCAAACGUUGGAGUUGAAGCACAUUAACUUCACUUGGUCUCUUGUAAGUUCUUGUCUAAGACAAUUUGCUGUUAUAAUGGCCCUGUUCGUUUGCAAAGACGCUGCGACAGAGACCAGCGAUUGAAAAAAGGCUUUAUCUCUCUUUCAUUUC